CUAGGGUCUGGGAGGAGAGGUUGCCUUAGCUCUAAAUGGCUAGCUUAUCUGCUACAGGGAUGGAGCUUCAGGAGCUCAAAAUGAAUGGAGAUUUCCCUGCGGGUGCUGUAAGCCCUAGUCAGGAACAUGAGGACAUUCUGCCCAACGAUGUUCCUGAUGCUGAGACGAAGCCGGUUCAGUUGGUGGAUGUGCGUGAUACCGGCACAGCCUGUGCUGGCUGCACCUGCUCCAACUCAAUUUCCCAACUGAUGCCGGCUGUUCCUCAGCCUAACUCGCUUCCUGACCCAGCUACUCAACUCCCAGAUUCUCCCCCUUCCCAGCCAGAGGGGAAGACAUCAUUUGGAAUGUCAGUGUUCAACCUCAGCAAUGCCAUCAUGGGCAGCGGCAUCCUGGGGCUGGCUUAUGCCAUGUCCCACACGGGCAUCAUCUUUUUCCUAGUCCUGCUGAUAUGCAUUGCACUUCUGUCUUCAUACUCCAUCCACCUCCUGCUGACCUGCUCCAGUGUCGUAGCCUAUGAACUUCUGGGACAGAGGGCAUUUGGGCCUGUGGGGAAGAUACUGGUGGCCAUUGUCAUCUGUCUGCACAACAUUGGGGCCAUGUCCAGUUACCUGUUCAUCAUCAAAUCUGAGCUCCCCCUGGUUAUCGGCACCUUCCUGCGUAUGAACCCUGAGGGGAACUGGUACUUGAAGGGCAACUUUCUCGUCAUCAUUGUCAGUGUGGUGAUCAUCCUUCCCCUGACCCUCAUGAGACAGUUGGGUUACCUGGGGUAUACCAGCGGUCUCUCUCUGUCCUGCAUGCUGUUUUUCCUCAUUUCGGUCAUCUAUAAGAAAUUCCAGAUUGGCUGUGCUAUAGUCUUCAGUGGGGCAGUGGUGCAGAAUGAAGAUUCCCUAGAAAUCCCCAUCCAAAUUUUCAACUACACCUGUGAGGCCCAGAUGUUUACGGUUGGCUCUCAGAUGUCCUACACAAUCCCCAUCAUGGCUUUUGCCUUCGUCUGCCACCCGGAGGUGCUGCCCAUCUACACAGAGCUCUGUCGGCCCACACAGCGCAGGAUGCAAGCCGUGGCCAAUGUGUCCAUCGGGGCCAUGUUUUUCAUGUACGCUCUCACGGCCACCUUUGGAUACCUAACCUUCUACAAUAGUGUGGGAGCAGAGAUGCUACACAUGUACAGCCAGAAUGACCUGCUCAUCCUCUGCGUGCGCCUGGCCGUGCUGCUGGCUGUGACUCUCACCGUGCCUGUCGUUCUGUUUCCUAUCCGCUGGGCUCUGCAGCAGCUGCUCUUCCCAAGGAAAAGCUUCAGCUGGUUACGACAUGUGCUCAUAGCCCUGAUCCUGCUGGUUUUGGUCAAUGUCCUUGUCAUCUGUGUGCCGACCAUCCGGGAUAUUUUUGCUAUUAUUGGGUCAACCUCUGCUCCCAGCCUCAUCUUCAUCCUUCCCAGCAUCUUCUACCUCCGCAUUGUACGCUCCGACACGGAGCCCCCCUACUCCUGGCCCAAGAUCCAGGCCCUGUGCUUUGGUAUCCUGGGGGUCCUCUUCAUGGCCAUCAGCCUGGGCUUUAUGUUUACCAACUGGGCUGUGGGCCACAGCCACAAGUCUGGACCCUGACCACGUCUGGCUUGGGUCCCUCUGCACUCUCCAGGGACCCUCUUCAGCCUGGCGUGUGACAGUGGCUGCUUCCCAUGACUGUGGCUGCCUAAGGUGGGGGACAGAGGCAUGCCUCCUCUGCAAAGAUGCUGAGUGUGGAGCAUGGCUCUAAUCUGAGCUCCACCCCUAAUGCCACAGUGGGAAAAAGACAGCCAGGUCCUUAGGAAAUCCUUGCUUAGUCCAGUCCUCUCUGCUUCCUCCUAGAUAAAGCUUUCUAUUAGUAGAAUUACUGUUGAAAUAAAAAUACUGAAAGACAA
Ochotona princeps (American pika) is the source of this 1897-nucleotide messenger RNA. RefSeq names its product solute carrier family 38 member 5 (gene SLC38A5). The transcript has 16 exons. The record is from RefSeq and is a predicted model, not a curated record. Gene Ontology annotation, molecular function: glycine transmembrane transporter activity; L-glutamine transmembrane transporter activity. Gene Ontology annotation, biological process: glycine transport; L-histidine transmembrane transport; L-glutamine transport. Bases 36 to 1601 code for a protein of 521 amino acids. Lineage: Eukaryota; Metazoa; Chordata; Mammalia; Lagomorpha; Ochotonidae.